Messenger RNA from Parastagonospora nodorum SN15, 1818 nucleotides. RefSeq lists its product as hypothetical. Gene Ontology annotation, biological process: regulation of cyclin-dependent protein serine/threonine kinase activity; mitotic cell cycle phase transition. Lineage: Eukaryota; Fungi; Ascomycota; Dothideomycetes; Pleosporales; Phaeosphaeriaceae. The transcript has 4 exons. The record is from RefSeq and is a predicted model, not a curated record. The coding region runs from base 1 to 1818 and encodes 605 amino acids. Gene Ontology annotation, molecular function: cyclin-dependent protein serine/threonine kinase regulator activity. Gene Ontology annotation, cellular component: centrosome; nucleus; cyclin-dependent protein kinase holoenzyme complex.
AUGGAUGCAAAGAUCGCUAACAGAAUUUUCUUGCAGCCACAGCGCCCUGCGCGUACCUUGCGCAUACACGACGAGAACGCGCCGCGCCAGCUUCCCGCAGGAAAGGCUCUCCACCAGCGCAAUAAGUCAACACCAGUGCUAUCGACGCUGAUGCAGGUCGGGGGCAUCAAGGCCGCUGCGGCCAAGCGCACCGUCUUUGCAGAUGUCAGCAACACGACGCGGCAGCCAGCUGCGAAGGACGACAUCCAAGUCCUUGGCAAGAAGGGCGCCGUCGCAUUGAAAGACUCGACCUCCGCCGCAGCCAAAGAGCUUGCAAAGUCUGGCGCAUUGCUGCGACCCGCCCAGCGACCAUUGGCAAACAUCACCACGAAGAACAACGCGAGUGCUGCUAGUGAUCCCGUCGCGUCUGUGAUCCCCAGCCACCUCUCUCAAGAUGCCAACCAACAGCCAGCCAACAUCAGGAAGAUUGCCCCGAAAAAGUCAACCACUGUCUUCAAGGAAUUGCUAUCCGAGCCAGUUUCUGACGUUGCUAUCGCUCCUGUACCUGCGCGCCAGCCCCUUGCCUCCCAGCCUGCCUCAUUUCUCAACGAGGACCGUGCAUCAGCACCGACCCACGAGCCUGUAGCUACCAUUCCAGAAGUAGUUGCCGAGAAGGGAGAAAAGAGCUACUUCGACACAGAGCACGUCACCCGCCAGUCCGAGCCUGAAGAUAAGUUUGAGUACAUUGAUGCCCUUGAGGAACAGGCGCGCGUUACUGAACAAGUACGCGACGAAGAGAUUGCCAAGUCCCUUGACCGUGAGGAGUACUGGGAAGAGGAUGAUGAAGAAGAGUACUAUGACUUUGAGGGACAGACCACCGUUCGAUCUUUCCGCUCACGAGGUGACAACACCACCGGAGGCGUUACCCAGGUCCUUGCCCCCCGGAUUACCGCCAAGACCCAGCGUGAACUCGACGCUGCCCGUCAAUUCGUUGAAGAGAACCGCUCUCCCGAGGAUGUUGAAGAUGAGCAGUGGGACACUUCCAUGGUUGCGGAGUAUGGCGACGAGAUCUUCGCAUACAUGCACGAACUUGAAGAGCGGAUGAAGCCCAACGCGCUCUACAUGGACCACCAAGCAGAAAUUCAGUGGUCGAUGCGAUCUGUUCUCAUGGACUGGCUUGUUCAAGUCCACAACCGCUUCACCCUUCUGCCGGAGACCCUCUUCCUCGCUGUCAACUACGUCGACCGUUUCCUCUCGUGCAAGGUCGUUUCCUUAGGCAAGCUCCAGCUUGUCGGCGCCACCGCGCUGUUUGUCGCCGCCCAAAUCGUCUACAUGGUUGAUGGUGCAUACACUGCCGAUGAGGUGCUCAAAGCUGAGCGCUUCAUGCUCAGUAUGCUUCAGUUCGAGCUAGGCUGGCCAGGCCCAAUGAGCUUUCUCCGUCGCAUCAGCAAGGCUGACGACUACGAUCUUGAGACCCGCACCUUGGCCAAGUACUUCCUUGAGAUCACGGUCAUGGAUGAGCGCUUCGUGGGCUGUGCUCCUAGCUUCCUUUCCGCAGGCGCUCACUGCUUGGCCCGCAUGAUGCUGAAGAAGGGUGACUGGUCCCAACCUCAUGUCCACUACUCUGGCUACACCCUGAGUCAGCUUCGCCAGCUUCUCUGCACGAUCCUCGAGUGCUGCGACAACCCUCAGAAGCAUCAUGCUGCAGUUUACGAGAAGUACACCGACAAGCGCUAUAAGCGCGCAUCGAUCUUCGUGGAAUCAGAGGUCUCGAAGGGCUUCUCGUUGCCUUUCAUGUCUAGGGACAGUCUUGCUAGUCAGACGUGGAGGCGAAAGUGA